This is a messenger RNA of Pisolithus orientalis, 991 nucleotides long. RefSeq names its product DnaJ domain-containing protein. Lineage: Eukaryota; Fungi; Basidiomycota; Agaricomycetes; Boletales; Pisolithaceae. Bases 67 to 822 code for a protein of 251 amino acids. The record is from RefSeq and is a predicted model, not a curated record. The transcript has 6 exons.
UCAUAGUUGCCAACCAACUGCCAAGCAUUAACCCGGAUUAUUGCUGCCCUUGCCAUUCAUUUCACGAUGUCGACGUCGCAGUCGAGUUCAAAGCCAGCAUCCCCGCCGUCACAAUCCAGAGGCUCGACAUCUGCGGCGUCCUCGUCGACGCCAGUAGACGCUGACCUUGAGCAGUUGUUGUCGCGCGAGGCAUCGGCUUUCCAACGCGAGAUGGAGGUUGAGAGGAUAUUGAAGUCGUUCAAGCUCAAUCCGUAUGAUAUUCUCAAUCUCGAUUUCACUGCAAAGCCGGAAGACAUCAAACGGAAAUAUCGACAACUCUCACUGUUCAUCCAUCCUGACAAGACCGCCCACCCUCGUGCUCCAGAUGCAUUCGAUAUUCUCAAGAAGGCCGAGGCGGAACUUUCUGAUGCAGCUAAGCGCGAAGAGUUAGAUGCCGCGAUUGCUUCUGCACGGACUACGCUUCUCCGUUCGCUUUCUCUCCCAACAAACCUUGCGGAUGACGAUCCUCGUCUGCGGAAUCUUGGUGACGACCCGAAGCUCAAGGAGCAGGGGUUGACGACGCCUUGGAAGAUCAUGUUGAAAGAGAAGAUAAAGGAGGUAUUAAUAGAAGAGGAGGUUAGAAGAAGGAAGGCGAUCAAAUUGAACCUUGCCAAUGAGGGUCUUGAGGCGCGCAAGAAGGAGGAAGAGGUGGCGUCACGAAAGAGAAAGGCAGAAGAAGACAAAGUAUGGGAAGAAACCCGAGAACAGCGGGUGGACAGUUGGCGUUCGUUCACUAAUAAUACGAAGAAGAAGAAGAAGCAGAAGGUUGCAAUUUUGGGAUGAGAUGGAAGUUGUGAUGGACAUGUAAUCGAGGAGGUAAUGCAACUCACCUGGGAUGUUUUAGAUGAUAGGCACCUUUGCAAAUACUGUAGCAUGAAGCUCUCCUGAUGAUCGAACGAGAGGACUUCGCAAGGCAAUGUAUUUAUUUAUUCCAAGGGUUAUCAUAGCUGUG